Messenger RNA from Sinocyclocheilus rhinocerous, 1319 nucleotides. RefSeq names its product HAUS augmin-like complex, subunit 4 (gene haus4). The record is from RefSeq and is a predicted model, not a curated record. Gene Ontology annotation, molecular function: microtubule minus-end binding. The transcript is spliced from 9 exons. Gene Ontology annotation, cellular component: HAUS complex. Lineage: Eukaryota; Metazoa; Chordata; Actinopteri; Cypriniformes; Cyprinidae. Bases 26 to 1129 code for a protein of 367 amino acids. Gene Ontology annotation, biological process: centrosome cycle; spindle assembly.
UUCAUGUCGAUAUGAUGUUUGUCAGAUGUCAGCGAUGUCUCAGAGAACAGAUUCAGUGUUUGUCUCGUCUCUCGGUAAAGGAGACACUUUACAUCAGCAAGUUUUAGCAGCUUUUCCUUUGUGUGGGAUCUCAGAGGAGGAUUUGAUCCAGAACCCACAGUUCUGUAAGUUACUGGCGACUCUGUCGCAGCAUGUGGACCGAGCCGGACUCACACAGCACCUCAGGAGGGACCGAGAGAAGGCCGAGCGUGAGCUGCACGCUCAGAGGUUGUGUUGGCUGCAUGUGGAGAGCGAUCUUCGGGUUCUGCGAGAAAUCGUCCAGGAGAACCGCUUCAGUAAAGCCUCCAGCGCUCAGACAGCGGAGGACAAGUUCUGCAGCACGCUGGAGCAGUGUUUGAUGGUGGCUCAGUGUGUGAAACAGAUGGACGUCAGCUCUUAUAGCAGUGAAGAUCACAGCGGCGUUCUGGGACUGACUGCAGAAAGAGUCCAGAGACAAAUGCCUCCUGAACAGGAGCUGCUAGAGAUGAAGCAGAGGUUGCCAUCAGAACUCCUGCAGCAUCUGAAGAAGAAGGCCGUCAGUAUCCUGACAUACUAUCAGCCGGAGUGGGAGAAUGAAAGCGAGGGUCUCAGGAGUGUGAAGCUUUCCAAACUUCCCGAACUGUUGGACGCUGAACAAAAGAGAGCCAAGAGCCUUACAGAGAAGAACCGAGAGAACAAGACGUUACUGCAGCGGCAAACACACGCGCAGCUGUCUGAGCUGCUGAAGUGCAUGAACAUCCUUCAGCGUCUCGUCCUGGAUCUCCGGCUCAAGGCUCAGAAAGAUCUGGACCGGAAGAAGAUCGAGUACUUCCAGGCCAAAUGUGAGACUGGUUUGCAGAAGAUCAGAGCCGAGAUGCUGGAAGUUCAGCUGGACACGUACACAAGAGACAAGAUAGCGGCUCAUAAGAAGAUAACGGAGAAGCUAAAAGCAGAGCUGAAGUCCUCCGAGCUGGACAAACAGACGCAGGAGUCUAAGCUGACCUCCUUCCAGAUCUACGGCCAGGACUUUGAGGCUCUCGCUGAGGAAUAUUCCAGACUCCGGCGGGAGAUCGCCACGAAAUCCUGGGCGCUGAAGGAGUUCUCCGCGUGAAUCACACUGAAGCUAGUGAUGCUAGUCAGAUCUCUCAUCAGUUCUGUCCUCUAAUUCAUCCUGCUUUUGAAUUCAUUUGUUAUUCUUGAUCGUUUAAUAUCAUUUGACUAAUUAACCAGUCUAAAUCAACAAGUCCAGGUGUAGUCAAAAUUGACUGUCAACUGCUGUAUUAAUAAAUAAGUCAAAUUUG